AUGCAGUACUCAAGAGCUGAAUAUCCAUUCUUCAGUUCAAAAUCUAGCCGUUUGCUUAGUUUCGAAAACUGGCCUCUAGUUAUGCGACAGAAACCUGAAGAUCUUGCCGAAGCUGGUUUCUUUUAUACUGGCCAUGCAGACGGGACCAAGUGCUUCCAUUGUGGUGGUGGUUUAAAAGAUUGGGAAGAUGAUGAUGAUCCUUGGCAGCAGCAUGUUCAGUGGUUUAGUCAGUGUGCUUAUCUGAUCAUUAGUGAAUGUGAUUCUGUUUACUUCAAUUACAGGAAGACAAGAGCGGAAGGAAGAGAUGAGUGUGGCAUACGUGUACAAAACACAUCAUUGAAUAACAAAACUACAACACUGAGUGGAGAAGAAAACGAGAAGAGUAUGCAGUACUCAAGAGCUGAAUAUCCAUUCUUCAGUUCAAAAUCUAGCCGUUUGCUUAGUUUCGAAAACUGGCCUCUAGUUAUGCGACAGAAACCUGAAGAUCUUGCCGAAGCUGGUUUCUUUUAUACUGGCCAUGCAGACGGGACCAAGUGUUUCCAUUGUGGUGGUGGUUUAAAAGAUUGGGAAGAUGAUGAUGAUCCUUGGCAGCAGCAUGUUCAGUGGUUUAGUCAGUGUGCUUAUGUAAAAUUUCAACUCGAACAGUGUUUUGUAUUAGAUUAA
This is a messenger RNA of Parnassius mnemosyne (clouded apollo), 663 nucleotides long. NCBI's taxonomy places the organism in Eukaryota, Metazoa, Arthropoda, Insecta, Lepidoptera, Papilionidae. The record is from the annotation of a GenBank genome assembly.